AUGCGUCGUACAGCAAAGAAAUCCGAAGGAAGCAGUCCCGGCCAUUCCCACGAGCAUGACGUCGAUCACGGCCAUGCGCACUCGCAGUCCAACUCCCGCUCGCAUUCACACUCGCACUCGGUGUUCUCGUCUCAUACCCAUGGUACGGACAGUGCGGAGAAAAUCAUGAAGGCAUUUCAAGGCGCUGGAGACCGGGGGAGUCAAAUUACAUUAAUAGGCCUCUUCGCCAACAUAGGGUUAACCGCCAUCAAAGGCGUGGCUGGCUAUCUAACGCAUAGUGCAGUUCUUGUCGCUGACGCCGGACACUCCCUGAGUGGUGCGCUCGCUGCCCCGACUUCGGAAGUCAGACCUAAUCUUCUGCAGAUCUACUCGGGGAUGGCGUCACUCUCGUCUGCUGGCGACUUUCACGCAAGGCACGCGACUUUCGCAAUCCAUAUCACCGCUUCAUGUGCUCAUUUUGAAACGUUGGGGACCACAACAGUGUCUCUAUUUCUGAUUGGAGGCGCGCUUGGCAUCGGAUUCCACUCAUACCACCUCCUUCUCCAAUCCCUGACCGAAACAGCAUCAACCCUUCCCGCCGGGCCUCUGCAGGAACUCCUGGCGAACGUCACAUCUGCCGCCCCCGCCGCUUCACAGGACUCUCAUCUGCACGCGCAUGCACACUCCCAUUCGCACGGUGUCGAUCCCAACGCGUUAUGGUUCGCGGCACUGGGAAUCGUCUCGAAGGAGUGGCUGUAUCGGAUAACGAAAAGGGUAGCUGAUGAAGAGAACAGCCCGGUGCUUCUGGCCAACGCCAUCCAUCACCGAACGGAUGUCUACGGCAGUCUGGUUGCAUUCUUCGCUAUCCUCGGCAGUUGGUGGUGGCCCGCCCUCCCUCUCGAUCCCAUAGCAAGUAUGUUGGUGGCGCUGGUCAUCAUGAGACAAGGAGCUGGCCUGUUGUACGGCGCGUGGGGCGAUUUGACGGACGCAAACAUCCCCCUCGAAAAGCGAGAGACCAUGCGACGAACGCUUGAUCCGCUACUCGCUUCAUCAGCUUCAUCAGUCAGUAUCCCCUCCCUGCUCGCAGUGCGACACCUCCAUGGCCGGAGCGCCGGCUCGCUGGUCUAUGUGAAUCUGACCGCCGAGGUCCCUCGGUCCAUCUCCGUCUUCGACGCGAGCCAGCUGGAGGACAAGAUUGUCGCAACGCUCAAGGAGGGCCGUCGGGAGAUUGCAGACGUUAGAAUCAAAUUCAACCCAGUAGGCUGA
Molecule: messenger RNA, 1245 nt
Organism: Mycena citricolor
Lineage: Eukaryota; Fungi; Basidiomycota; Agaricomycetes; Agaricales; Mycenaceae
Source: the annotation of a GenBank genome assembly